Oncorhynchus tshawytscha (Chinook salmon) is the source of this 4812-nucleotide messenger RNA. RefSeq names its product serine-rich coiled-coil domain-containing protein 2. The transcript is spliced from 10 exons. Gene Ontology annotation, cellular component: microtubule cytoskeleton. Gene Ontology annotation, biological process: microtubule bundle formation. The record is from RefSeq and is a predicted model, not a curated record. Lineage: Eukaryota; Metazoa; Chordata; Actinopteri; Salmoniformes; Salmonidae. Gene Ontology annotation, molecular function: microtubule binding. The coding region runs from base 714 to 3494 and encodes 926 amino acids.
CAGGCUGUGGUCUAUCUUGGUUUAGUUAAAAAUCUUCCUAGUCAGAUUUGUUUCCUCCCACAAUGUAUCAAUGCUAACUGUUUUUGUCUAGGGACAGGUUUAGGAGAUCAGUGGCAGUGCGCAUGUGGUUGUGGAUGAUUCAGCGAGAGUCGAGUCCAGUGAGCAGAGCAACUGAGAGCACUUGACAGCGGCGAGCUUAGCAACACUAGCUAGCUACUGAACAAGCGAAACAAGCGUUUUUUCGGACAAUGAAUAUUUGACAAGAAAUUUGAAUGAACAAAUGACCACUAGGAGAGAGGCGAUGACAAAACCUUGAUGCUUUGGUGGACCAUACUUAGCCAUACGCCUGGCUGAAGAAAAUAAAAACAUCUGCUUCAGGGAAAGGUGUUAAUCUUACUUGACAACUAGCCAUAAUGUUUUGGAUUUGACUUGCUCAGUCAUCAAUAUGGUGCUUUCAUAUCAAGCAGUGUUUGUAAGGUCAUUUAACUGAACAUUUUUUUUUAGGUAACUAGCUAGCUAGCCAGGCUACUGCUUGCUUGAAUUUGCUAGCUAGCUUACUAGCCAACGUUAGCAAUUGGACCUGCACUUGGUAUUCAAUCAAACCAGCCGAUUCAGUCGUCAAUUCAGGAAUUUGCGGUCGUGCAUGUUAAUGCAUCAUCAUCUGUUUCAAUAGCUCUGCCAGCCCAGCACACCCAUGAUCCAGCAGGCAGCUGAUGGAAGAUCCGGUUCCCAACUUGCCCACCAUGGUCUCCAGGCUGCCCAAGUUUGGCUCGCGCCCCACGGCUGUGGCUGCCACCGCCCCACUGACCAAUGGGACCCGCCACCACCCUGCCUCCAGCACCACGGGCAAAGGGUUACCCACUGCCACCACCAGGCAGAACGGAACAAUCCGGAUGUCCUCCUCCUUCUCUCUGAAGUGGAAGAAGGGGAAAGGGGGAUACCCUGUGGAGAGGGGGGGGGACUCAUGGGAGGAGGACAGAACUGGAGCUGGGCAUCAACCCCGACAACCGCAGCACUUACCAAUGGUGGUACGGGAGAUUAAGAAGCCGUCUAGCAUGCCUGCCACAGUUAAGGUACAGGGGUGUGCUUCCACCUGCCCCAGGACUAUACGCUCCAGAACUGGGUCUCGCGGGGCUGUCCCCAAACAGGCCUUGUCUGGACAGAGUCUCGGCAAUGGCAAAGCGGGUCUCAAAGGCCAGGCGGGUGGUGGUGGGCGGUCUGGGACCGGUUCAGUCAGGCGGGGCCAAAGCCGUGGUUCUCCCCACAGCAACCUGACCAGCAGCCUGUCCCAGUCCAGCGACAGCCUGGAGACGGCCACAGAGGAGAACAUGGUGCGGUCCCAGAGCCUCACCCACGUCAAGAGGAUCCCCUCCUCCACCGAGCCAACCAUCAUCCGCUCCUACUCCUUCAACAGGUCCUCAGAGCUGGCCAAGGAGCUGCCCAGGCCUCUAGCCAAGUCCCCGCUGGUCAAGACAUCUCCCCUGGCCAGACCAACCCCUGUGCUGAGUAGUGGGGGGAGAGGAAAAGGCCUACAUCUUAGUAAGUGUGGACCUAGACCAGUGCCAGGCAGGGCUGGGUUGGAAACAACUAGCUGCAUCUUGCCACCCAUCACACUGAGGAAGUCCUUACUACCUAGUUCAGCCUCCUCCACCACCAAGUCUUCGGCCCUCAGCUACAGGCUUACACGACCCUCCCUCAUCAAGCAGCCUUACCUUGUCCUGGCCCCCACCUCCCAGAAGGUCCAUGGCAACAGAAAGGAAAGCGAGGGGAGGAGGAACUCUGUGGAGGUGCCCGCUGUCACCCCAGACCUGACCAGCAUCACUGACAGCCCAGGGAGUACCCUAGAGGAGCCUGUGGCCCCCAGUGGAGUCCAUCCCCUGGGAGAAGGCCUGGAGGACAUGUCACUCUCCUCCACCUCCUCCCUGGAGCUCAACGACACCAGCGAGGAGUACAUGGACGAUUUUGACAACCUGGGAAAUGGAGGAGAAUGCAUUCUGCUGCUCCCGGCCCAGAACGGAAGGCUCGAUCAAUCACAGCCUGACUUGGAUGAUGACAACGCAGACGUCAACCGACGGCACGGUGGAACCUCCAUGACUGGCCUUCACAGCUUCCUGUCUGACAGUGUGGACUGGGCCAGGAUGGGACUCACUGGGGGGUUGUCUCGGCGUACUAGCCAGGCCCUGUCUGGGGGUGCAGAAUACCCCCUUGGCUCAUCUCUGGACCUGUCCCCCUCAGACUCUGGCUCGGGGGGGACCUACAUGUGGGACGAGGAGGGUCUGGAGGCCCUUGGGACCAUCACACACCCCUGUGGGAGUUACGACUCAGACCUCAACAGCAUGGACAUACUCAACAACCUGGACAACCUGGAGUCUGGGUGUGACCUGGAUGACGAUGACCUCAUGCUGGAAGAUGACCUCCCUGCGCAUGGCUCCUUGCACAGUGAUACUGAUGGGAUGUCCCAUCUGACCCACUGGAGAAGACAGCUCUGUUGGAAUGCAGAGGAUCACCUCCACAAUGACAACCGUAGUGACGUUGGGUUCCAGCCGGAUGAUGGGUACCAGGGCACAGGCUUGUCAGGUCUUCAUCAGGCUGUGGAGCUGGACGAGCUGACUCUGAAACACAUGGCGGAGGACUGCUGCUCUGUCAAGACCCAGCUAGAACACCUGAAGCUACUGCUGCAGGUGGAGGUUGGUAGUGAGAUGGACAACACUCUGGAUACAUUGAGUCCAGAAUCCAGAGAGGACCCCAUUCGAGCUCGACAGGUGGAGGAGCUGUUGAAGGAGGUGCAGGAGCUGAGAGAGGAGCUGAGAAGUAAAGAUAGGAUCAUUGCUCAGCUCACCAAGCAUGUGGCUGUUCCUGUCGAGCCCACGAGAUGCCACUGCCAGCAGCACAGGGAUGUGGAAAGUGUGACGGUGACCUACCAUGACAAGGCCACACAGACUCCACCGUGGAGGGGACAUGCUCCUCAAAUACUACAGCCUUCCAGGCCAUGGCCCAACAGCGUGCAGCAACCUCAACCCCAGGAAAGACUAACAAGCUCAGCCCACACCGAGGCCCCCCGAGACUCCUCCAACCCAGGCUGUGGGGACCCGGCCAAAAUGAUUCCUGCCCCUAGCCUCCCGCAGUCCCCCGGCUCUCUGAAAACAGCCUCCAUCCCUAAAAGGCCACAGGAAGGCCCCAUAACCAACUCCACCCAGGCGUCCAUGGCAGGCUUCCCCAGGGUGGUGAGAGGAAUCCAGUUUAGGAGCAGUCUCAGGCCGGGCUUCACAACUCCACAGUCCAGGCUGCUCCCACCUCUCUUCAGAGGUCUGCCCUGCUACAGCUCCACGAACCAGGCCUCUGCCUCCUCCCAGAGCCCUGCACUGUCGGCCUGCCCCCGGACCAAAGCACCCAGACAGACUCCAGGCCUCAGAGAACCAGAGAUUGGCGGGCUCAAGGCCAGAGGUCUAGUCCAUCCCAGCCUCUUACGACAUCCCAAGCCAAAGAGCCACUGACUGCUAUCUCUCAACUCUCAAACAUUGCCAUGUAGCAAGACCACUCAGCCCCACUUUCUACCCAUUCAAACCCAAAAGAUCUGACUUCUUCUAAAGGCUUCCAGGCCUCACCUCAGCAAGGUUACCGUGUCUACCCUGUAAGAAUGGAAGACUUGUAGAUUAUAUAACAAACUAGGUGGUUCAAGCCCUGAAUGCUGAUUGGCUGACAGCCGUGGUAUAUUAGACCGUAUACCACAGGUAUGACAAAACAUUUGUUUUUACUGUUCUAAUUACGUUGGUAACCAGUUUAUAAUAGCAAUAAGGCACUUCGGGGGUUCGUGGUAUAUUUCCAAUAUACCACGGCUAAGGGCUGUGGACAGGCACCCCGUGUUAAAUUGUGCUUAAGAACAACCCUUAGCCGUGGUAUAUUGGCCAUAUACCACACCUCCUCGGGCCUUAUUGCGUAAAUAAAUAUAUGACCCCACAGACUAUUUUAGCUAGCCUGCUGCGCUUCCAGUAAGGCUCACUCAAGGUCCGAAAUAAAAUUGACCCGUGUACAUUUGGUAUCUGCCUUAUACAAAGGCGUCAAGCAUAACACAAUAAUUGUUUUUCCCCUCCAAAAGCACGCUUCAGUACAAUCUAUCAAAUCAAAUCAAAUUGUAGACCUUACCGUGAAAUGCUUACUUACAAGCCCUGUACAGAGUGCAGUCUAGAUCAGUUAAAUGCACAUAUUGUUUGUGUGAAAUGUUGUUUCAAAGUGUGAACUUUCAGGAUGCUUGACACUUACAGUCCCUCCAGAACUUUUACUCUCUGGCCAAAACGUGUCCCAGAUGAUGGUUCCUCAUGCAUACGUACACCACAACAUAUCCCAGAUGAUGGUUCCUCAUGCGUACGUACACCAAAACAUAUCCCAGAUGAUGGUUCCUCAUGCGUACGUACACCAAAACAUAUCCCAGAUGAUGGUUCCUCAUGCGUACGUACACCACAACAUAUCCCAGAUGAUGGUUCCUCAUGCGUACGUACACCAAAACAUAUCCCAGAUGAUGGUUCCUCAUGCAUACGUACACCAAAACAUAUCCCAGAUGAUGGUUCCUCAUGCAUACGUACACCAAAACAUAUCCCAGAUGAUGGUUCCUCAUGCAUACGUACACCAAAACAUAUCCCAGAUGAUGGUUCUGUGUGCGUAGAUACACCAAAACAUAUCCCAGAUGAUGGUUCUGCGUGCGUAGAUACACCAAAACAUAUCCCAGAUGAUGGUUCCUCAUGCAUACGUACACCACAACAUAUCCCAGAUGAUGGUUCCUCAUGCAUACGUACACCAAAACAUAUCCCAGAUGAU